Molecule: messenger RNA, 576 nt
Organism: Fusarium keratoplasticum
Lineage: Eukaryota; Fungi; Ascomycota; Sordariomycetes; Hypocreales; Nectriaceae
Product: LysM domain-containing protein
Exons: 1
Coding region: 1-576 (191 amino acids)
Source: RefSeq, a predicted model, not a curated record
AUGUCCCGGUUCUCCCGCUACGACACCGACGAGGAACGCCUCCCCGAAGGCAUGGAGCGAGUCGGCUACGACGCUGACGAGCAAGUCUACACAUUCCGUGACGCCGACGGCAGCUACUGGGAGAGCGCUCCAGGCAACCAGUACGGCCGCCUCACAAAGGUUGGAGAAUCUCGCAUCCCCGAGGACCACGAGCCCUUCAUCGUCUCAGAGCAGAACAAGAAGCUGUCGUGGCGGAACGAGAUGCGGCCGUUCCUCAACUUUAUGAUGCUCAUCGGCCUGUGCCUAUUUGGCAUGUUCUGGUUCUUCCACAGCGCUGGGGGAGGUACACCGACCGAGGAGGGCAUGCCUCUGCCAAACUGCCCGGAUACCACGACGCCCUAUUGGAUCAAGAGUGGUGAUACGUGCUGGGAGAUUGCGAAAUCGCACAGUAUCAGCGUGGAUGACCUGCUAAAGGAGAAUGCUGAGAUCUCCUGUGAUGCCCUCAAGCCUGAGCAUCGGAUUUGCCUGCCCAACAAGGGCACCAAGGACAUGAAGACCAGUGAGGAGUCCAAGGGCAAGGAGGAGAAGGAGACCUAA